UGGUUUUCAGUCUUUGUUCGAACCACCACACGCGUAGUUGAAUUUAGUGACGUUUAUAUUUUUUUUUAAAGGAAAAAUCAUGGAAAAUAUUAAGAAAAAUUUAAAAUCUGACGGUUACGCUGUCAUAGAAAAUUUCCUAACCUCAAACGAAAUUACCGACCUUAAAAACGAAGCCGCAAACCUAAUAAAAUCGAUGCCGGACCAAUCAAAUCGCACCAUUUUCAACACGAAAACGUCCGAGAAACGUCAAAACAAAGACGUAAACUUCCUAAAAAGCGCCCAAACCGUCAGCUAUUUCUACGAAGAGGGCGCCCUAGACGCCCAAGGCCACCUAGCGGUGGAUCCCGCAAUUUCUCUCAACAAAAUCGGGCACGCUUUGCACGAUUUGAAUCCGGUUUUCCGAAAAGUGACGUUCGGGGAAAAGAUGAAAGAAAUCGCCUUUCAAUUGGGGUUUGAGGAUCCGGCAGUUGUACAAAGCAUGUACAUUUUUAAGAAUCCUGGACUCGGCGGUGAAGUGGUACCACAUCAGGACGGCUGGUUUUUGCACACGGAACCAAUGAAAGUCGUCGGUUUCUGGUUCGCCCUAGAGGACGCCACUGUGGAAAACGGGUGCUUGUGGUUCUCGAAAGGUUCCCACAAAAGCGGAAUCCAUCGUCGCUUCAUCAGAAAUCCUCAAAAAGACUCAGAAGAACUUCUCAUUUACAAUGCCCCUGCGCCGACUUAUCAGAAAAGUAGUUUUUGCGCAGUACCAGUACCAAAAGGCAGUCUGGUGCUUAUUGACGGCCAAGUGGUGCACUUCAGCGAACCCAACAAAUCCGACCAAUCACGACACGCCUACACUUUCCACGUGGUCGAACGGAAAAACACGAAAUAUUCCGAAGAAAAUUGGCUCCAGCCAACCGAAAAACCGUUUUUAAGCUUGUACAAAGACAAUUGAGAAUUGUACUAAGUUUUAGUACAAUUAUGAAUUAAUUUAAAAAAAACCAUUAUUUGAGUUAUAAAACAGUUUUCUACUUUAUUAAAUACAUUGUACUAGACUUAGUACAUUUUCAAAUGUACUAAAUUUAGUACAAUUGACUCACAACGGCUAAUUAUUUUAUUCUACAAAAUACAAAUUUUCAAAAUGUCAAACCGCAAAAUUUGUCUUCGACCAAUCGGAACGUUUCAUAGUCCAGGCGUCUCCAAAAAAAAUUCAAAUGUCAGUCUUGGAGGGUCGUUUUGGGCCUGCAAGAAAACAACGUGUGAAAAAAUAAAACUUUUUUUUUUUUUAUUUAUUUAUUUAUUUUUUUUUUUUUUUUUUAAUAAUCACAUUAUAGUAGUUUUUUUAAUACUAUUUUUUUUGAUAAUAUAAAGGUUGAUACACAUUUUGGCGCCUUUUUCAGAAAUGUACUAGAUUUAGUACAAUUGUCGAAAAUGUCAAAAAUAAUUAAAAAAUGUACUAAAAAUGAAAUGUACUAGAAUUCGAAAGUAAAAAUUAAUUGUACUAAAUUUAGUACAAUUAUUGUUUAUUAACCUAGGAGUGCGUACGAUGCCUUGGAACAAAAAUAAAUUGUACUAAAAAUGAAAUGUACUAGAUUUUUGGAAAUAAAAAUAAGUUUAGUACAAUUUCUGAAAAUUUUGUUCUAUUUUUAGAAAUAAAGAUAAAUUGUACUAAAAAUAUAUUAAGUACAAUUUUUCGAAGUAAAAAUUAAUUGUACUAAAUUUAGUAUAAUUAUUGAUGAAUAUUUCCCAUUAUCCUAAGAGUGCGUACGAUUCUCCGUAUCAAAAAUAAAUUGUACUAAAAAUGAAAUGUACUAAAUAUUUCUAUUAUCCUAGGAGUUUGUGUGUACGUUUUUUGUACUAAAAUGAAAAAAAUGUACUAAAAAUGAAAUUUUCGGAAAUAAAAAUUGAUUUAAUAAAACAAUUUUUGAAAAAAAAAAAAAAAAAUUGUACUAAAAAACAAAUUGUACUCAAUAAACGCUUGAAAUGUACUAAAAGUUCAUUAUUUUUUUCAUAUGCGUAUGGAAAUGUACUAGAAAAUCACAUCCAAGAAAAUUUACUAAGAAUAAGUAAAAUUUGUAAAAAACGGUUAUUAUGAUUUUUCAAGUUGAAUUGUACUAAAAAUGUAAAUGUACUAAAUCUAGUACAAUUCGGGAAUUGAUUGAUUUUGCCCCAAAAUUCAGUACAAUGAUUUUUUGACAAAUUGUACUAGGAAACAUAUUUGUACUAAAUUUAGUACAAUUAGUUUUUUGGCCUGAAGAAGGCGCCGUUUUGAUGAAACGUUGGUUGUUUUCUUGCUGGGUAACUGAAUAAAGCUUAAUUUACAAGUUCAGACUUACGUGCUAUGUGGUUAAAUAUUUUUUUUUCUGUAAAAAAAAGGCACUUUUCAACGGAAUGCUUAAAAUUAAAAAAAAAAAAAUUGGGCCGGUACGGCCCUGUAUAGAGAGGGUUUAUAUUUAAUUAAUUAAUAUUUACACUUUUCCCAAUGGACUUUUCAGUCUUUUUUGCACCUCAAUUGGAUAAUGUUUACGUUAACACGAUUUUUAAUAUUGUACUAGAUUUAGUACAAUUUCCAAAAAAUUGUAGAAGAGGGAUUUUUCAAUAAUUCAUUUCAUAAAAAAAAAGUUGAAAAUGUACUAGAAAUUCACGCCUAGGAAAUGUACUAAAUUUAGUACAAUAAUUGAAAAGGUGUAGGAAUGUCACGGAAUGUGUUUAUAACAGCUUAAAACUUUAUUUAUCGGAUUGUACUAAAAAAAAAAAAUUGUACUAAAUCUAGUACAAUUCCGAAAAACCUUGUUUUCGCUGUCUAGAUCGAACUAACGUGUAUUUAAUUGUUACUUUUCAAAUAAAAGUAGGCGCAAAGACCGCCGCCAAACAAAAUGGCGCCGCCAACGACAAAAGGAACAUAUAGAGACCUCUUGAGCUGUUGCCAGUUUUCGUUCGCCUGUUGCCGCCUCUUCAUGUCGCGCACGCGCUUCUCCAUGUUGUUUUUCCUUUCGACCCGACGUCGGUGACGUAGUUCGGC
Messenger RNA from Ceutorhynchus assimilis (cabbage seed weevil), 3004 nucleotides. The record is from the annotation of a GenBank genome assembly. Lineage: Eukaryota; Metazoa; Arthropoda; Insecta; Coleoptera; Curculionidae.